GGGAACGGCAACAAGGGCAAGAGCGUCAAGGAGGAGGAGAAGCAUGCAGAGGAGCUGAAACAGCAGCAGCAGGAAGAGGAUCUUUAGCUCAAAGAACAAUGACCUGCUCCAAUGCUCUUCCUUUCUGUUGUUCAGCUGCUCAGCUUCAUCUUCACAACUCGCACCCUACCAGGGCCUCUCAUAGCCACUCGUUCCCUUCUUCUCGUUGUAUCACGUCAUCCAGUUGGAGACGCUUUCAGCCCUGGCUUCUCCUGCCUCUCUUAUUCAGCUUCCCCUGUGCUUCGUCGGAUGCUUCCACGGAAACUUGUAUGCAGGACAGUGGCACUAGGUCUGCCGGGGUCCGCCCGUUCUUACGUGGAAUGCAAGGUGUACUCCAGGGCAACAAUUCGCUCGUCACAGCAGCUGUCACAGCUGCAGGCGUGCAAGUGCUGAAGCGGGCCAUGAGCAACUCUGCACUUGCUGGUGGAUUUCAGGAACUGUUCUCCAAGAAGGAUUCAAUUCAGGUCCCCUCCCCUGCUGUCAUGCAGGACGAUAGGGGGCUGCCGACUAGCAUCCCCUUCCUCGGGGAGAACCUGCGGACUAUUCAAUGGCUUCCAGCAGAAUGGCAAGAUUGGGGACAACUAAAGUACAUGCAGAAGUGGUCUCGAGCAACCGAGGAGCUGACCGAACAGGCUCGAUUGCAGUGGAAAGAAGGAGCCAAGAAGGUUGAAACUCAGCUGAGAGAGCUGUCAAAGAUGCCGACGUGGGAGGAGCUACAGCGAAUUCAGCCUCUGCUGCAACCCUGGGGAGGGCGAACAAUUGAUCAAAGGCUCAAGGCAUGGCAGGACACCGUCAACGUCAAGAUCGAGCAUUUCCGCACCAACGUUCUUCGCGCUCCCCGCAGCCGACGAGCGGAGCUUGCUGCUUCAGCUGCGGAAGUUGAAGGGACAAACAAGAUGCUGCUGGGCCGUCUCUUCACAGUCCUUGCGGGAGACGGAUGGGAGCACGUGUUGCAUCAAGACGGAGUAGACGUAUAUCGAAAGCGCAUCGUCGAUCUUUAUCAGGGAGGAGAGAAGUUUUACUGCGUGAAAGCUGUCGGAGUGAUCGAUGCUAAGGCUGCUGAUAUCUACGAGCUACUCAAGGACAGCGCGAGGGUGGAUGAGUACAACGAGGAGUGUGCUCAGGUGCGAGACCUCUCCGCCCUCUCGUCUGACACCAAGGUCACAUGGGCGGCAAGCAAGACUUACUUCCCCUUCAAGCCCCGCGAUUUCGUCACUCGCGUCCACAACACACAGCUGAAUGAUGGGACGUAUGUGAUCAUGAGCCGGUCAGAGGACGUUGACUUCACCGAUGGUGGCGCUGAUUACGUGAGGACCGAGGUUCUCCUGGCCGGCAACGUGAUGCGUCCGUGCCCUGACGACCCCAACAAGACAGAAUUCACGACCAUAGCGCACAUCAACCCUGGAGGAGCUGCAGACACUCCGCUGGGAGCUCAGAUCACGAAUCGCAUUUGCAUUCAUGGCCCGGUUUCCUUCAUCAGGAAGAUUGAGACAGUCUGCGGGAAAGGUGGAGCACAGUAGACAGAAAGCACAAAAGAGGCACAAGUAGGAGAAAGUGACAUAAUUAAAGAGGAGGUGACUGUAAAGUCAUGCUAUCUACCACACACUUGGUUCCUCUGCCUUGUAACACCCGCAAUCAGGCCAUCAUGAUCUCGUUUGAGUUCUUCGUAGCCAGGAGAAUCUCUGUGCUUGGCCUGAUCACAACAUUUCAGAAUAUCAGUCUUCCACAUGUGAGUAUGUAGCAACGAUUACCGUUGGACAGUUUCUAGCCUGUUGCAAAGAAAAUGAGCUUCAACUCAGACGAGUGCAAGAGUUCAAGGCACUUCACUCACGAGGAGAUGAUCGUCGUGGUGCCUGUUUUUUGUGAGCUUGUUUCACUCCUGCAGGGUAUCGUGACUCUCCCGACAACCUUCAACCAACCUCACAGGAAGUUUCGGUGCUCAGACAACCGUUGAAAAUCGUUUCGCAGAGAGGAUUCCCUCGCUUCGGCAUCGGCUCUCAGUGCUUUCUCUGCUCAAGACUUCAGUCGACAGCAGGUGAUCAGCUGGACUCCGAGACACUCUCGCGGUACCUGACUUGAGAUCUUCCUGAAGCCUCGUGAGCUCGAGCUCCAGUAUUCGCUUCUCCUCCUCGAGCUUUCUUUUCAUCUGUCAAAGGAUCAUUUGACUACCGACUUGGAAAAUCUCCUGUACGUCGUUGAUGUGUUGAGAACGGAUGGCUUCAUCAUUCUGCAUCUGCCGUUCGAUGGAUUUCUCGAAUUCAAGUCUCUUCUGAGCUUCCCCAUAUUUUACUUCAAGAGAUUU
Guillardia theta CCMP2712 is the source of this 2341-nucleotide messenger RNA. RefSeq lists its product as hypothetical. The transcript has a single exon. Lineage: Eukaryota; Cryptophyceae; Pyrenomonadales; Geminigeraceae. Gene Ontology annotation, molecular function: lipid binding. The record is from RefSeq and is a predicted model, not a curated record. The coding region runs from base 309 to 1559 and encodes 416 amino acids.